AAACUUCAGUUCUUCAGUUGGUUUGGACUGCAACUCCCACAAUUCCUAACAGCCAGUAGACUGCUAGGAAUUGUGGGAGUUGUAGUCCAAAACACCUGGAAGGCCAAAGUUUGCUCAUGCCUGUUCUAUAGCCUUGUAUCACAAGCAGAUGGCAAACCAGCAUUAAAGCAGGAUUGUCAUCAAAGGUGAUGGUCCCUAUUGCAUGAUGCUGCACACACCUUAUUGAUGGUCUACCACCUUUCCAUGAGAAACCCAUGAAUAGUUACAGAUCACACCACAUUCCCAUCAUUUACCUGGUGCAAUUGUUUGCUUCUGUCUGUCUGCAAUUCCAGCCACGGUGGCAGUGAAGUGACAUCGGGCUAGGAUUGUCCUGUUUCCCCUACUUCUUUUCACUAUUCCCGAGGAAGUAAUUGUUUGAUUUCAAAGUGGGCUUUUUUAUUAAAUAUAAUUGGAAUUGCCAAAUUGAUUUUUAAAACUUUUGAAAAAAAUAUAGCUAACACUCCAGAAGACAGGAGCAGAAUUCAAAACGAUCUUAACAGACUAGAGAGAUGGGCCGAAACUAACAAAAUGAAGUUCAACAAAUGCAAGAUACUUCACUUCGGCAGAAAAAAUGGAAUGCAAAGAUACAGAAUGGGGGAUGCCUGGCUCGAUAGCAGUAUGUGCGAAAAAGACCUUGGAGUCCUUGUGGACAACAAGUUAAACAUGAACCAACAAUGUGAUGCGGCUGCUAAAAAAGCCAACGUGAUUUUGGCCUGCAUCUAGAGGAGUAUAGUGACUAGAUCCAGGGAAGUCAUUCUCCCUUGGUCAGACUACACCUGGAAUACUGUGUCCCAUUCUGGGCACCGCAGUUGAAGGGAGAUGUUGACAAGCUGGAAUGUGUCCAGAGGAGGGCGACUAAAAUGAUCAAAGGUCUGGAGAACAAGCCCUAUGAGGAGAGGCUUAAAGAACUGGGCAUGUUUAGCCUGCAGAAGAGAAGGCUGAGAGGAUAGCCAUGUAUAAAUAUGUGAGGGGAAGUCAUAAGGAGGAGGGAUCAAGCUUGUUUUCUGCUGCCCUGCAGACUAGGACACGGAACAAUGGCUUCAAACUACAGGAAAGGAGAUUCCACCUGAACAUCAGGAAGAACUUCCUCACUGUGAGAGCUGUUCAGCAGUGAAACUCUCUGCCCCGGACUGUGGUGGAGGCUCCUUCUUUGGAGGCUCUUAAGCAGAGGCUGGAUGGCCAUCUGUCGGGGGUGCUUUGAAUGCGAUUUUCUUCUUCUUGGCAGGGGGUUGGACUGGAUGGCCCAUGAGGUCUCUUCCAACUAUUAUUCUAUGAUUCUAUAUGGAGCAGCAAAAGUAUGGGAAGACAGGCUUACAAACGUGUACAGAGAUAGGAAUGCAGGGCCACAGAUCAGCAAAUCAACACAGUUGCACAAAUGCAGAGAUGUAUGAUGGCAAGGCUGCUCAAUGCUCAUGCUAAUAUGGUAUGCCAAUUCUCCAGUUGCCACAAGAUUUUCAUUAAUGAGUCUGAUGAAGCAAAAUUUGGGGCCAUUUCGGGGUCACUUUAUCGGAUAUAUAUUUCCCCCUUUUUUCCUUGGAUGGGUUAUUCUCAUGGUUAUGUAUAGCCAAGAAGCCAGCUUUAAAAUGAUUUUUGCAACCUCAGUACAUCCAGCCUCAAAAAUACAGCUAACAGAUAAAAAAACUAAAUAAAUCAGCAGCCCAAACCCCAAUUACAGUUGAAGAUACCAUAUGUUUAUAUGUACAGACUGCAUCUGUUAGCAAAAAUUUGCUCUGUUUAUGGGAACCUAGUUGGCUCAUUUAAGUUCAAAGUCAUAUCCUUCUCGAGCAGGUUGAAAUAUUAUAUUCCAUACUUAGCCAUUUUUCCCCUUGGCAAGUUGAAUUCUUUUUUUUAACCUCUAUCCACUUCAUUUUAACUGCAAUAUAAAUUUUGCAAAGGUUUCCUGUUUUCUCAGCUCACGUCUGUUUUCUUUUAGGGACUACAAAUAAAAAUAUGAAUUUCUGUUUGUUUACUUUGUUAUUGCAUUUGGUGGAACACAAGGUUGGGUAAGCAUAAUUCCCAUUUGGAACACCACUGGUCAUAUUCAAGACUUGGGUGGAUGAAGAUUCAGUCUAGUUUACUUUUAAAAGAAAUGUACCAAAAUCCACAUUUUCCUCAUAUUCAGGAAAGAAUAUGGGUUGUUUUAAAAUUAAACCUGGGACAACCACACACCUAGAUUCACUCAUGAGAUGACCAGAUUCGACAGUCAUUGUACUAACUCCCAAGGUUUCAAGUGUUUAAUGUGAAUAAUCUAGUUUAGGAUUCUAGGGUUUUCUGGCAAGUUUUUGAUACAAACAUUUCCAUUUGGGUUUUUUUUUUGUUUUUGCAUAUUUUAUUUGUUUGCUUUAAAAGUCUCCUUGGUGAGUUUCAUUUAUGUUCAUCUAUAAGAAUUUAGUGAUUUUUUUCUUCUUCAUCAGUAUUUUUUUUAAAAAAAACUACCUUUAAGUGAGGUAUAAAAAUCAUUUUAGCAAUAUGAUCUCCUCCUCCUUGGUUUGGGCUAUUUGACAAUACAAGCCAUUGUGCCAUCAUAUAAAUGACAAAAAUGAGACAUUUUACUAAAUUUUCACCUCUGUAUGUGAUGAGGAUUUGUUUUGACGUAAUUGAGAUUUCUUUGUUGAUAAACACUUUGCAAAAUACGGAAUUGUUUUCCAAAAUGUAUAAGGCAAGCUAGGCAAAGUGUAUGUAGCUGGGUUGUUGUGAGUUUUCUGGGCUGUAUGUUCAUGUUCCAGAAGCAUUUUCUCCUGAGGUUUCGCCCACAUCUAUGGCAGGCAUCAUCAGAGGUUGUGAGGUCUGUUGGAAACUAGUCAAGGGGGGUUUAUAUAUCUGUGGAAUAAUGUCCAGGAUGGGAGAAAGAACUCUUGACUGCUUGAGGCCAGUGCGAAUGUUGCAAUUGGCCACCUUGAUUAGCAUUGAAUGGCCUUUCAGGUUCAAAGCCGGAUUGCUUGCUUCCCUUCUUUGUUGGGAGGUGUUUGCUGGCCUGAUUGUUUCCUGUCUGGAAUUCCCCUGUUCUUUUUUUUAGUGUUCUUUAUUUACUGUCUUGAUUUUACAGUGUUUCACUUCUAUGCUCCUAUCCUCAGGGAAUGCAGAGGGCAGACUCCAUUUCUCUCUGCGAUCCCUCUUAAAAUGGAAACAGAAAAGACAACGGUGAAGCCCUUCCAGAGUCUAUCCCAUCAGCUCCUGGGACACUGCCCCAUUUUAUUCAGGAGCCAGAUGACGCAUAUAUAAUUAAAAGCAACCCUAUAGUGUUACGCUGCAGAGCUGCACCUGCAAUGCAAAUCUUCUUCAAGUGCAAUGGGGAGUGGGUCCACCAGAAUGAGCAUUUCUCCGAAGAAACCACAGAUGAAAGUACAGGCUUGAAGGUUCGGGAAGCAUAUAUCAAUGUGACAAGACAGCAAGUGGAGGAUUUUCAUGGACCAGAGGACUACUGGUGCCAAUGUGUGGCAUGGAGCCACCUGGGAACGUCAAAAAGCAGGAAGGCUUCCGUCCGCAUAGCCUAUUUACGCAAAAACUUUGAACAAGACCCGCAGGGAAAGGAGGUGCCUCUCGAAGGGAUGAUCGUGCUGCACUGUCGGCCGCCAGAGGGUGUACCUGCAGCAGAGGUGGAAUGGCUGAAGAAUGAAGAAAUCAUUGUUGCUGCAGAGGAUGAGAAUAUUGACACCAGGGCAGAUCACAACCUGAUCAUCCGCCAAGCCCGCCUGUCUGAUUCGGGGAACUACACCUGUAUGGCAAACAACAUAGUUGCCAAGCGAAGAAGUCUGUCAGCCACUGUUGUGGUGUAUGUGAAUGGGGGCUGGUCGUCAUGGACAGAAUGGUCUAACUGCAACGUACGCUGCGGCAGAGGAUGGCAGAAGAGAUCCAGGACCUGUACGAACCCUGCUCCUCUCAAUGGAGGUGCUUUCUGCGAGGGAAUGUCUGUGCAGAAAAUUACCUGCACUUCCUUGUGUCCUGUGGACGGUGCUUGGGAAGCAUGGAGUGAAUGGUCUGUAUGCAGCCCUGAGUGUGAACAUUUGAGGGUCCGUGAAUGCACCGCUCCUCCUCCACGUAAUGGUGGGAAAUUCUGUGAAGGACCAAAUCAAGAGUCGGAGAACUGCACGGAAGGUCUUUGCAUUCAUGAUAGAAAGCCUCUUCAUGAAAUAAAACCCCAAAACAUUGAGAACGCAACAGACAUUGCCUUGUACUCAGGCCUGGGUGCCGCAGUCAUCACCGUAGCGGUCAUUGUCAUUGGUGUGACUCUCUACAGACGGAGCCAGAGCGAGUAUGGUGUGGAUGUGAUUGACUCAUCAGCUCUCACAGGAGGCUUCCAGACAUUUAACUUCAAAACUGCCAGACAAGGUAACUCCCUUCUUUUGAACUCAUCCAUGCAGCCUGACCUGACUGUGAGUAGGACCUACAGUGGACCCAUUUGCCUUCAAGACCCCAUUGACAAGGAACUCAUGACAGAAUCCUCCCUUUUCAACCCUUUGUCUGACAUCAAAGUCAAAGUUCAGAGCUCCUUCAUGGUUUCGUUGGGUGUGACAGACAGAUCUGAAUAUCAGAGAAAAACACAUUCUGGGACAUUUCCACAUGACAGCAACAGAACCUUCAACUCUAUACAUACAAAGAACAAAGCGGCAUAUAUCCAAAAUUUGUCAACACUCUGCAAACAAAACGAGAUGAGGACCACUGGAGUAUUUGGCCACCUGGGAGGACGUUUGGGUAUCCCCAACACAGGGGUGAGCCUUCUGAUUCCGCAUGGGGCUAUUCCUGAAGAAAUCUCUUGGGAGAUCUAUCUUUCCAUCAACCAAGGCGAGUCCAGCUUACAGCCAGAAGGCAGUGAAGUCCUCCUUGGCCCAGAAGUAACUUGUGGUCCUCCAGAAGUGACAGUUUCUACCCCAUUUGCCUUGACAAUACCACACUGUGCAGAAGUGAACUCUGAGCACUGGAACAUCCAUGUGAAAAAGAAAAAGCAUCAGGGCAAAUGGGAGGAGGUUAUGUCUGUGGAAGAGGAGACUACUUCCUGCUACUGUCUCUGGGACCCUUAUGCCUGUCACAUUCUUUUGGACUCAUUUGGGACUUAUGCCAUUAUGGGGGAAUCCCUCUCUGAUUGCUCUGUUAAAGAGCUAAAAGUAGCUGUCUUUGGAAGUAUGUCUUGCAACUCAUUGGAUUACAGUCUGCGAGUGUACUGCGUGGAUAACACCCCCUGUGCAUUUCAGGAAGUGAUUUCAGAGGAGAGGCAACAAGGGGGACAGUUGCUGGAAGAACCAAAGCUGUUGCAUUUCAAAGGGAAUACCUUCAGUCUUCAGAUCUCUGUCCUUGAUAUUCCACCUUUCCUCUGGAGAAUUAAACCAUUCACUGCAUGUCAGGAAGUUCCUUUCUCUCGGGUGUGGCGCAACAAUCAGCAGCCACUGCACUGUGCCUUUUCACUGGAGCGCUACACUCCUGCCACCACGCAGCUUUCUUGCAAAAUCUGUGUCAGACAAGUCAAGGGCCAUGAACAAAUCUUACAGAUUCAGACAUCUAUUCUUGAGACUGAAAGAGAAACAAUCCCUUUCUUUGCACACGAGGACAGCAACUUCCCUGUUCAGAUGGGACCGCAAGCCUUCAAGAUACCAUAUUCUAUCCGGCAAAGGAUAUGUGCAACGUUUGACACGCCCAACGCCAAAGGCAAAGACUGGCAGAUGUUAGCACAGAAAAACAGCUUCAACAGGAAUUUGUCUUACUUUGCUACCCAGAACAGCCCAUCUGCUGUCAUUUUGGACUUAUGGGAAGCCAGGCAUCAGCACGAUGGUGACUUAGACUCUCUAGCUUGUGCUUUGGAAGAGAUAGGAAGGACACAGCCCCAAAUAUCGGACCUCACAGAAACUCAGAUUGAAGAAUCCAACUUCAGCUACAGCAGACAAAAUGGACUUUAGUUGUCGCUUUUCUUUUGAAGAACUGAGGCCUGGGUCCGACUCUGUACUCGAUGAAAUUCCUGUUGGCGGAGAAGAAACUACAAACCAUGCUAUGAUUUCAUGCUCAUACAUGCACACAAGAAAAACACACAAGCUUAACUUUCCUGCAAUGGUUUACUCCUUCAUGCCACCAAACCAAUUUCCAGUCAGAGGAAGAUAAUAAUCUGCUAAACUCCAAGGAAAACAUAUGCCUCUCUAUGAGAGGAGGAAAAUAUUGUCUCCUGAUGCUGAAGGUUUAAUUUGAUAUUAGGGUUCAUCUUUAUGGCACAAAAUGUUAAGGGAUACAUUCUACGGUAUCCAGGAGCGGGAAAUGAGUGAAUGUGCCAAGAUGCCUAAAAUUAUCUAAAAUCUAGAUAUUUCUUUGUAUUAGACUGUUCACGUGAUUUUUUCCUGCCAUUCUGUUAUUUAUGGUUUAAUAUGUAACUUAAACUUAAGACAUGGCCCUGCAGAGGGAACAGGUAAGUGCAGAUAUUUUGGUAGGGAAAGGAGGGAGACAAAAUAUAAUUUCCUGAUGAUGAACAUCCCAAGACGGAAGAAUCUGAAAUUGAGACAAUUUUCUCAGAAGUACUAUGUCCUAAAAUAAUUCCUAGAUUUUUUUUUAAUUGCCCCCUUAAGAAAAAUGGCACUCUGCAGAAUUUUUUCCAGUGUUUUGGAUAUGUGCAAAACUCUAAAAGAAGCUAUGGUGAUGAAAAUAAUUUUAUUCUCAAAAAUCAAAUAUGAUUGAAGGAAUGGGAGGACAAGUAUAUCAACCACAGUGUUAGCAUUAUUAUAACAGCUGUCAAAAUAUCUAGAUAAAUUAACAUUCUCUUUAAGACACAUAUGGAAUGUUAGACAGGGAAAAACAUGCUUUUUUGUAGUUCAUAUUGAUUGAAAGAUUCCUACAUUGAAAAUAGGCUGUACUUUGUUUUUCCCCCAAUACAAAUUCCUAACUAAAUAGACAAAGAAAAUUACACAAAGAUAGAUGAAACAUUAAUCUGAUUCCCUCAUUUUAUGUCGCAAAUUUAAGACCACAAAAUGCUCUCAUCUCAAAAGCACAUUUGCUGAGUGUUCUGAGGCUUUAAAGGAGAGAGAAGCUAUGAUGCCAUCUGAAGUAUUUAAGGAUCCUUAUCUUAAAAGAGAUGCCAGUUAUGGGUAAUAACCUCUUUAUCGUCUUUUAAACUCACAAAGUACUAGGGUAGCUGGACUACUCACAUGCGCUGGUCUAUACAAUGUGUUGCAUUAUAUCACUUUAACUGUACUGCAUAUACUCAUGUAUAAAUUGACCUCAUUGAUUUAGUUGGGGGAAGCUUUAGAGUCAAAAGUAUGGAUUUUGAUGUGACCCAUGAAUAAGUCAAGGGUUGUUCCAUGGAGAGGAGAAUGGGACAUUGCCAUUUAAAAAGGCCAAAAAUAGCACUGUGGUGGAGAAGGUGCUUCUUUUGAGGACAUCUAGGACAGACUAAGUUCUUGCCUUUUGUCACAGUACUCAGAGAAGGGAAUGUUUCCUUUUCUUAUAUUGAUCUGUGGAAAGUUUGACCCAGGAUUUGGGGCCAAUUUGUUGAUUAAAAUGUCUUGAUGUAUAUAUGAGUAUAUGCCUAGCUAUAUAGCAGAGAUGCUAAAAAGCUUGACUGUAUUGUGAAGAUGUGUAGUGGGAAACCAGCAAGAGUACCCAAUGCAUAUUGUCACCUUUUGCACAUCGGUUCUCAGUGGGCACCUGUCUCAUUGUGCAUUGAUCCUGUUGUGCAUUGGUCACUUUGCUAGCUCUCCUGAAUAGUAAUGUAACAGCAGCCUUCGACUAGAUAUGAACAUUACACAAUUGCAUUUUGAAUUUUUACAUAUGUAAAUCUACUUACGAAGAUGUAAGACCCAACAGGAUUCCAGCUGUUAUUUUUAAGCACAAACAUGAUUCUCCCAGCUUUAAUGAGUACUGUGUUAAUCUGUUUUUCUCUUACAAACCGUCCAAUGCCAGUGUUGCAGUAGUACAAUCAAAUACAAGCUUUAUGGGGCUUCUGCUGCUGCUAAAUGAAAUCUGCAUUGAAGUCUAUCAAGUAGGCCAUGUUUCCUUUUUGUUUACAGGAUUUGAAGCUAGAUAAGACUUUAAAAGCAUUGUCGAAACCUUGGAAUUAAAUUUUACAAUUCCAGAGUCUGACAAAACUGCCAUGCAAAUCCCUUUGGAGGCAAUGCAUUAUAUUUUUUGUCAUCUUAUUGAGAAAUACGUUUCAGAUUUGGGAGGAAAUGGAUUCAAGAAGAGGAGAAAAAUAUGUCUGUACAUAUUUAAUAAUCACAUUUUACAUUCUGGGAAUAAAACAUGUCUGAGAUUAACUUUCUGAAUUUGAUGGGCAUACAGGGCAGAAUGAAACCCAACAUACUCAUUGUAUGUGAGUGUGGUAUUUUCUUUCUUCUCCUCUGCUGGUGCCCAAAGUAGCUGAGAUAAAUAGCGUAGGAGUGCGGUGCUGUAUAGACAAAUGGUGUUACCAAGCUAACACGCUUGAAGCCUGACCUACAGCUAUUUACUCUAAACUCAGUGUUACCAAUGCCAAAGCAUGUCUACACAGAAGUAAAUCCUUUCAAGUUCAGUGGGAUUUACUCUCUGGUAAAUUUGUCUAGGAUUGUAGCUUUUAUUCGGAGGACUUAAUCCCCAACCAGUAUGGGAAGCAUUACUGCCAGGGAAGGAUACAAAAGUGUCAAUAGGAGAUCAAGGCAUAAUCCUCACUUCCAUUUCUAAUCAGAGUUCCUAAUCCACUUUUUUUUCUGCAUUGCAAUACACAGCAAAAAGUAAAGAAGACCACAUCAGAAGAGUAUUCUUACGCAAUGCUAGAAUCACAGCUAAAACAGUAUGUAAUCCAGAGGUGGACAACAGUUGGAGGUUGGAGGAGGGACACAUUAGUCCUCGAGGAGAUCUUGAGGGGCCAUGUCCCCAACUACAGAAUACAUAAGGGGUGAGGAAAGCCGAUCUUGGAGAAGAACCAGCCUUAGUUAUCCUUAGCAUAUCCUUUUAGAUGUAAUUGAAUUUUGUAUCCAAUUUUAAACCUAAUGGCACAACUGCCCUGUUAAGUACUGAUUUACUUACCUCCCUAACAUUUGGAGAUCUGGUGUAGGUAGCAAUAUAAAUGGGGAGCUUGUGAGAGAUUAUGGAUUCCUAACCAUACCACCACCAAUUCUCACCAUUCCUGAAGUUAGCAUAACUUUACUCAGAUCAACACAACUUUCCCCAAGAUUGGGAAACCAGGCCUCUUCUUUCCAUAUAUCAGUAACAAAAGUGUCAGAAUGACAGGGCUUAAAAGAUAUUGUAGAAUCCCAAUAUAAUGUAUGGGGCAACUGCCCUGCUAAGUUAGAUUUCUCUUUGCAAUUUCAGAAAUAAUGGCUGGCAUUCUCAACAGUAUGUACAAGAUGGUAAGAUAGACCUUUCAUCUCAUAGAUUCACAUUUAUAAUCAUGGCACUAUGGUCAUAUUUGGGCCCCUGGUAGCACAGUGUGUUAAAGCGCUGAGCUGCUGAACUUGUGGACCAAAAGGUCCCAGGUUCAAAUCCCAGGAGCAGAAUGAGCAGCCGCUGUUAGCCCCAGCUCCUGCCAACCUAGCAGUUUGAAAACAUGCAAAUAUGAGUAGAUCAAUAGGUACCGCUCCGGCGGGAAGGUAACAGCACUCCAUGCAGUCAUUCCGGCCACAUGAGCUUGGAGGUGUCUAUGGACAACACCUGCUCUUCGGUCUAGAAAUUGAGAUGAGCACCAACCCCCAGAGUCAGUCACGACUGGACUUAACGCCAGGGGAAACCUUUACCUACCUUUAUGGUCAUAUUUGCAAAUGUUCACUAAAAUCCCCUUAGAAACCAAAUAGCUGCACCAACUGACGGAGUUCUAUUAAGCAGGCAAACAAGGCACUGAAGGAUGCUGCAGACAGCCAAGAGAAAGGCAUGUCAAGCAAAUAUUUAUCAUGAGCAUUUUCCACCUGGAAAUCUAUAUCCCCCAUGUGAAAGACCAUGUGAAUCCAGAAUAGGUUUUCACAGUCAUUUAUGGCUUCACUGUCAAGUCUCUACAUCUGAGAGACAAUCCUACUUGGCCACAAAGAUUGCCCAUGACAGUCCCUUCCUACCAGCAACACAUAGAGACCUAUCAUAACUGCCUGGUGCAUUGCAGCUGAAGGAGGUUGGAUGUGUUGUUCAUCAUUACCCCACUUUCUAGCAUCAGAAACUCCAUUAGUUGAUGCUUAUGCCUGCCUUUUAAGAUGGGUUUCAGUGGGUUGAAUUUGAGAGCAAAUUAUAGCUACAAUGUUGUAGUUAUGUCUCCCACACAGAAGAAAAUAACAUUUUUAUUAUCUAAAUAUCUUCAGAGAAAAAUACACACAUAGUAGUGUGAACUGGUCAUGGCAAGGUGAUAAUGAGUGUAUCGUGUAUGCAUUCAAUAUAGUGAAGCAAUUCUAUGGCUGAGCCUAAAUUCUCAAAAACAAGAGGAAAUAUUGCCAGGCUAACCAUUUAUGCUGUUUACAUUUUAUACCAGACAAAAUUAGCUUCCAGAACCAUUAUAGUAGGGGCAUCUACUGCAUGUAUUGGUACAUUAACUGAACAAGAGCUGUAAACAACUUCCUUUAAUGCCAUGACGAGUAACGGUCCUAAAUAGGAAAUUUGUAUUCAAAAGCAAGUUGCAGACUUAUCCUAGCUUCAUCAUACCUCUUAUUACCCAAACCACUGAUGCCUGGAAUUAGCUUGCUGCUGAUUCUUAGCAAAGAGUGAGGAGAGGAAAACAUUCAUUACAUUUUUCAGGGGAUGCUGUGAAGUAACUGAUAAUAAAAUAAUUUAAUCUGGAUUUGCAGACCCAGUUAUUGAGAGCCAAACUGCAGAUGACAUGAGACAUGUGUGAAUUAGGGAUGGUUGAAUGUUCUCUCGCUUCUUCUCAAUGACCCUUAAGGGGGUUGUUUUGAGUACACCCAUUCCUGUACUCAAAAUAACCCCCUGAAAUACCUUCUACCUAUGUGUUACCUGUCUCCAAGGCAAAAUGAAAAUAUCCAUCCUGGGAAGAGACGUUGGAUUUGGAAGUAGAGGUUGGAGGUUCUAUUGACACAUGGAGUGCCAAAUUUGUCUACUGGAAAUAUAGGUUUUAACUACAAAUUCUAGGAAGCUGAAGGAAAAUGGAUGAGUUAGGAAAGAGCAGCAGGUUAUUAGUUAUUUUAAUUGUAAUAAACUGCAGAGAUGAGUUCGGUUAGGGAUACUUAUGUAUCUUGAAUCAAUCAAUCUCUCUCUUCAUCCAUCUAGUUAUAUUAAUAGCUAGCUACUAAUUGUGGAAACAUUAUUGUUCCCACGUAUAGUAUUAAUUUGGAUGAUGAAACAUUCAACCACCUUUCUUGUACUAUUGAUAAAAGGUUUUUAAAAUGCCAAAGUAGAAAUUGUAACGAGCCCAUGACAAAAACAUACGCACAUGCACACACCUAUUUUGUUUGUUUCUGUAGCAUUUGUCAUCUUAAAGCUACAUUUCUUUUCUCCCAGAUUAAUCAAAUGUCGAAUUCUCCUCUCUGCCAGUAUGGAUUUAAACCACAACACUCUUUUCUUAAUUCCUUUGAAAGGUUGUCUUUUUCAUGACAUUGUAAAUUUCCCUUUUUGAGAACUCUCGGAUACCCACAUCAGCUUUAGGACCAUGGUGAACACCUUAAAAGAAGGAAAAUAACAUAGUAACAUCCUUGUGCUUUGUUCUUUUUUGUUAAAAAAAAGUCUGUUAGAAUUAUGUUGGCAUAUCUUGCCUUUUUAAAAAAAAAUGGGUUGGGACAAGGAGAAUCAUGUUGUGCUCUGCAGGGUAUUUCUAAAGUUGUUCAUAUGGUUCAUUUUGUGGUAUUUAACCUCUUGGAUUAGAACUGCUUUUAUAAGGAUCUGUAUGUGAGCUAAUAUGUUCUAAUGAGGGAAAUUAUCUAUGCCUUAUGGUCUUGGCGAAAUUAGACAUAAUAUCACUUGUGAAACUUUUGCUCGCUGGUGAAGUUAGAACAAUAAGGUCUACUUAACCCUGUUGAGCAGUGUAGUAUUCUGAAAUAAGGCUUUAUACUUGCUUAAUCUAGUCUUGUGUUUUUCUUAGAAGCUACAUAGUAUGCACUCAGUGUGAAGAACAAUCAGUGAAAUGCCAUCAAAAUGCAGGUCAAGAACAGUGUUAGGCAGGUGGCAGGGAUUAUGUUUUGCUGGAAUCAAAGAAACAAAAGCUGCCUUCCAACAAUUCAUCUGCUGCUGAUACUGCCAGUCCAACUCUCAUACAAUUAUUUUCUUUCUUGACAUUUCACUCCACCCCACUAUCCAUUGCAAGGCAUCCUUUCUGCAUCAUCUGACGUCAUUUUUUUUCUUACUGAAGCCCCUUCUACAUUGCCAUAUAAUCCAGAUUAUCAAAGCUUUGGAACCAAACCGCUGUAUGCAAAGCCCCUUAAAAGCAACAGUAUAAACAUCUAAAUGUUAUUUUGCAGAAUGAUAUGCUGGCUUUAUUGAAACUGGAUAGUUUAUGCUCAUGCUUCACCGGUUGCUGCAGAACAAUACUUCAUGGCCUUUUCUGUGGAGGCAACUCUAAAGCACCUUGGUUGGAGAAAAAAAAGUAUGUUAAACUAUAUUAGAGUGGAUAAUCAAAGAUAUUGUGAAAGUGUAGCUAACAAUAUUGAGAGAUCAUGAGUCCAAAAAAAUCUGGAAAGCCUCAGUUCCAUAUCUGAUCCUGCAGAGCUGUUUUCUUAUAUAGAAAUCAAUUGCAUAAAUAAUCCAGUUUUGUGUGACAAGAACAAUUUACCCAUUCUAGUAAUGCUGCUUUUAUAUUUGAGAUUUUCUACUUUUGCUUGACACCCUCAUGAAUAUAUUCCAGUAAGGUAUCUUUCUUUGCAAUACAUGAUUUUUUAAAAUCAGAUCAGAAGUGACUUGAGAACAUACUGCAAGUUACUUCUGGUGUGAGAGAAUUGGCCAUCCACAGAAAUGUUGCCCAGGGGAUGCCCGGAUGUGUUCCUGGAUAGUUUCUCUCAUGUUCCUGCAAGCUAGAGCUGAUAAAUGGGAGCUCACCCCAUUUCUCAGAUUCGAACCUGAAACCUUCAGGUCAGCAGUUCACAAGGGUUUAACCCAUUGCACCACUGCGGCUCCCUGUAAUACAUGAUGUGAUCAUAGAAACUGACUUUCUAAAUAUUUGGCUGCCAGAGAAAAACAGAUACAGGAAGAAGAUGAAAUUCUUUGAUUUCACCACUGCUUUGUGAGCUAAAGCAAGUCAACAAAGUAUGAACACUUAUUUUCCAAGCAGAUAUACAAGGUGAGCUAAUGUUGUGCCUGUUAUUAUUAUUUAUUUUUAUCAUGCUUUUCUGAGGAUAUUCAUUAAAACAGUUAUACUAGAAUCCUAAAUACUCUGUUUCCUUUAGGGCAUGUCAAGCAUUGCCAGGUCCAAAAUAACAUUUAAAAAAUGCCCAUUACUCAUAACUGUCUGGUCAUUGCUUAUAAUUGAUCUUCAAGAAAGGUGUGGUUCUACAAAAAGAUUUUAAGUUGUGAAUGAAAGGCCAGCAAAGAGCAGGCUGGUCGCACCUCCAGAGUUGUGGUGCCACCACCAAGAAGGCCCUCUUUAUUGUUCCCACCAACCACACUUGUUUUGAUGAUGGGACCAAGAGAAGGAACCAAGAGAAGGACCUCUCCUGAUGAUCCUGAGGCUCAUGUGUGCUUUAGGAGGUGAUGUGGUCCCUCAAGUAGGCUGGGCCCAAAUCGUUUAGGUUGUUGAGUUCUUAACACUCAGAAGAUCUCUUUUUUGUACACCUGUUACUCUGCCCGUACACAUGACUUCUCUACUAGCCUCUCCUGUCCUUCUCAUCAAUGCAUUAACAUAUUGAAUCAAUUGAGUUGUUUAGCUCCAUUCCUUCGUUAUCUUCCCACCAGUUUUACAUCAUUCAACAUAAAAUCUCUGACUCUGAAAGAUAGCUUUAAGUUUCCAGCUUUUUUGGACUAUCAGCUCUCUUUGGUCCCAUUGUGAGUGUGUAUUUUAGUCGUAAGUGUGUAAGUAGAUGAAUGUUAGAAGUACAAUCAAAUUUUAAGAGCCAAGUCAUUUUUACCAGCAUGACAAAACAUCAGAAAUACAUACAGUUGUAUUUUAAGCCCCAUUUCUCUCUCUCUGGAAUAAACAAAAACAAACGUGUGCAAAAUAAUUAAGAAAUUUAUGUGAAUAUUCUUUCCUCGUUCAUUUAUCAGAUCUUUGAAUAUGGAUGAUAUUCAGAUUUGAUCAUAAUUAGAAUAGAUCAACUGAAUUUAGUUGAGUUUAAGUAAGUCCCACUAAUAACAUUCCUUUUCAUUUUUAUGGAUCAAAUUAAAUGGAUAUUUUGCUGAGUCUUUAACCUUUUGCUUCCUUUUUCAUGUAUCUUUUAAAUUAAUUGAAUUAUAGAACCAAAGUCCUUUAACAUUACAAAAUUAAUUCCUAACAUUUUGAAAAAGUUUAUUGGCAUAACAUUUUGGUUACAUCUUAAGAAAGCCAACACGCAAACAUUUGAUGCCUCCUUGAAGAUAAGAAAGUAUAUGGCCUUGGCUUCGUACCACACUUUCUGUGCCUUGUAUUAUCAAUGUAAAUUCUGAAUGUUGUACAGUAAAGGCUGUUUGGAAAAGUCGCAAUGGCUUCUUUUUCAGAACGUGUACAUUUUGUAUAAAUCGGUAUAUACAUCAUAUAUGUAUCUAUGUAUAUGUAUGCAAAUAUGUUUGUGUGUAUAGAUAUAUGCACACACACAUAUAGUAAUGCCAAACAUGCUAUCUUAGUUGGAGGAAGGAAAUAAGAGAAUCUGGAUGUUUUAUGUAGAGUUUGCCAACAUUGUAUGGCUGCAAAAGCCUUUGAAGAUGUACAGAAUUACAGCAGAUCAGUUAUUUAUUAAUAAAAAAAAUCCUUUUAUUGACA
Molecule: messenger RNA, 14797 nt
Organism: Anolis carolinensis (green anole)
Lineage: Eukaryota; Metazoa; Chordata; Lepidosauria; Squamata; Anolidae
Gene: unc5d
Product: unc-5 netrin receptor D
Exons: 17
Coding region: 3306-5927 (873 amino acids)
Biological process (GO): netrin-activated signaling pathway; axon guidance
Cellular component (GO): membrane
Molecular function (GO): protein binding; netrin receptor activity
Source: RefSeq, a predicted model, not a curated record